This is a messenger RNA of Dermacentor silvarum, 1997 nucleotides long. RefSeq names its product cytochrome P450 3A24-like. The record is from RefSeq and is a predicted model, not a curated record. Bases 113 to 1678 code for a protein of 521 amino acids. The transcript is spliced from 15 exons. Gene Ontology annotation, molecular function: oxidoreductase activity, acting on paired donors, with incorporation or reduction of molecular oxygen; monooxygenase activity; iron ion binding. Lineage: Eukaryota; Metazoa; Arthropoda; Arachnida; Ixodida; Ixodidae.
GAGCGCAUUCUUUUGUUCGGCGCGAAAACAAAGCCCCGUGGUGCACGCAGGGAGCUGGGAACGCCCCCUUCAUUGCUCUCUGGGUCGUCGAUACACGAGCACCUAGUGCAGCAUGGCGUUGUUCCUGGGAUUGCCGGAAUGGCUUAUACUCGCAGCGACCGCUUGUGUCCUUUUCUACCUCUAUGCUUCUCGGAAUCGCAACUACUGGAAGAAUCAAAACAUUCCAUCAGAGCCAUUUGCCCUCAUAUUCGGUCCUUCGUUGAAGCUUUUCUACAAAGCCAUCCACGACAUUGACGAGGCGCGGUAUCGGAAAUAUGGCAAGUUCUUUGGGGCCUUCGAGUCUAACAAGCUCGUACUGUUUGUCGCCGAGCCCGAAUUGGUGAAGCAGGUCCUAGUAAAGGAUUUCCCAUCCCUCCCAAACAGAAGGACAUUCGCCUCUUAUGACCCUUUGCUGGACAACAUGAUGAGCAUCGCCCCUGUUGAACAGUGGAGGAAGAUUCGACCAGCUGCGAGUCCAGCAUUCUCCACUGGGAAGCUGCGAAAGAUGAAUUACUUGAUCGAGGACUGCGCAGUAACGACUGCAGAACACCUAAAAAAGGCAGCAUCCAAUAGAGAAGACAUCGAUGUCAAACAGUUCUUUGGUAACUACACCCUGGAUGUCAUUGCGAGGUGCGCUUUCGCAACAAGGCUGGACUCGCACUCUGACCAGACCAACGAAUUCGUCACCAGAUCGAGGCAGGCCUUCUCUGGACGCAUCACACCACGCCUUUUCCUUUUCUUCGUAUUCCCAGCACUCGCAAAGAUGCUAAGACUUCGACCCUUCAACUCGGACAUUUUUCUGUACUUCAAGCAGAUAUGUCAAAACAUCAUUAAGGGUCGACAGGACAAACAAUCGCGCCACGAAGACUUUCUGCAGUUGAUGAUGGAUGCUCAGGAAGGAAAUCUUGGCUCUACUUCGGAAAAUACCACUGAGCGUGACAAUGAGCUCUUCAACCUCGGUUCAGACGUGAAGCCAGAUACUUCGUUUUCGUCGAACAAGAGAUUGACAGAGGACGAAUCAAUGGCGCAGUGCAUACUGUUCUUCAUCGCUGGCCAGGACACAACCUCAACUGUCAUCUCGUACACACUGUACUUGCUAGCAAUCCAUCCCGACGUGCAGGAGAAGCUGAGGGAGGAAGUGGACGAGUGUUUCAAGGUUCACGGUGAACACCCCAACCUGGACGUGGUCACAAAGCUCAAGUACCUUCACUGCGUUGUCUCCGAGUCUCUUCGAAUGUAUCCUCCAGCGACACGAAUUGAACGAUCACCAUAUGAAGACUACGUUCUCGGAGACACGGGAGUGAAGGUGAAGAAGGGAGAGCUGGUAGCCAUUCCCGUUUACUCCAUGCACUACGACCCACAGUAUUUUCCUGAUCCUUUCAAGUUUGACCCAGAAAGGUUCAGCGACGAGAACGUAGAGUCCAUACAACCGUACACGUACUUGCCGUUUGGAGCCGGGCCCCGCAACUGCAUCGGCAUGAGAUUCGCCCUGCAAGCCGUGAAGCUGUCCAUCCUGUACACCAUCCGCAACGUGAAGGUGGUUCGGACUGAAAAGACAAAAGUGCCUCUGGAAUUCCAGAAUGGAUUCAGCGUCCUCACGGCCAAGGACAUCACAUUAGGAAUCCGGCAACGGGGCUAGCAACUGACUUUUUUUUUUUUUUCCGAUUUACAUUUUGAGAACGGAGAACUGGAUGUGUCAACGGCUCCAUCUAUAUGUGUACAGUAGAAAAAAGUAGUUUUCCAGUUGUGCAGUGAAUAUUAUUUCUGCAACACGAAGUGGGCAAAAAAAAAAAAAAUGACAGCCUAGAAUAGUUGUUGCAUGUUUUUUCGCGUUUAUGAGGAAAUUUCCGUAUAUUUUUAUUGUUGUUUCCUCCUCUUCAUCUCUAAUAUUUCAAUACCCUCAGUCCCUUACCCGAAAAGGGAUCCGAAAGCCGGAUUAAAACACUGCCUAACCUCAG